Molecule: messenger RNA, 835 nt
Organism: Gekko japonicus
Lineage: Eukaryota; Metazoa; Chordata; Lepidosauria; Squamata; Gekkonidae
Gene: GINS1
Product: GINS complex subunit 1 (Psf1 homolog)
Exons: 7
Coding region: 56-643 (195 amino acids)
Biological process (GO): DNA replication; DNA strand elongation involved in mitotic DNA replication
Cellular component (GO): GINS complex
Source: RefSeq, a predicted model, not a curated record
CCAGGAGGUGGAUCUGUGCUGUGCGGAGCCCGAAGGAGUCGUUUGGAUCGUUAUCAUGUUCUGUGAGAAAGCAAUCGAGCUUAUCCGGGAGCUCCACCGCGCUAGCGACGGGCAGCUCCCUGCCUUCAAUGAAGAUGGGAUCAGACAAGUACUUGAGGAGAUGAAAGCUUUAUAUGAACAGAACCAGGCUGAUGUAAAUGAAGCUAAGUCAGGACACAGCGAGUUGAUUCCAACAAUCAAAUUUCGCCAUUGUUCUCUACUCAGAAAUCGACGGUGUAUAGUUGCAUACCUGUAUGACCGCUUACUUCGCAUCCGAGCGCUUAGGUGGGAAUAUGGUAGUGUCUUACCGAAUGUUGUCCGAUUUCACAUGUCAGCUGAAGAAAUGGAAUGGUUCAACCAGUAUAAGAAGUCUUUGGCUACCUAUAUGAGAUCAUUAGGAGGAGGAGAAGGGCUGGACCUUACACAGGAUAUUAAGCCGCCCAAAAGCUUGUACAUUGAAGUUCGAUGUUUAAAAGACUACGGAGAAUUUGAGAUUGAUGAUGGCACAACAAUUCUGUUGAAGAAGAAUAGCCAGCAUUUUUUACCUAGGUGGAAAUGUGAGCAAUUAAUCAGGCAAGGAAUUUUGGAGCAUGUCCUGUCAUAAAGUAACCAUCAGCAAGAGUUUGCAGGAUUCUUUGAAGAAGGUUUUAAAUUGGUGCAAGCAGGGCUACCAUGUCGCAAUGCUUUCAAGGCCAAGGAUUUCUAGUUACAGUUGUGAAAGGCAUGACUAAUACUAACACUUAUAGCCCUGUCCUGAAACAAGUGGAUUCCUUUACAUAUGUAAUGGUUCCUUCUG